AAGAUGUUUUCUAUUGAUUCAUUUUCCUAAUGCCUAUCAAACACAAGAAAAUGUAGAAAAUAUUUUUCAAAAAUGAUUUUCUUUCAACCAAAACGUACCCACAGUGAAAUGGAAGAAUAAAAGCAUAUUUCUAAGCGUUCUUAUUUGUUAUAUUUGUUUUCUUUUUUUAUCUCAUUGUCUCAUUUUUUUUUUUUUUUAAAUAGAAAUCUGAAUUCCUUUACGUGAAACCAACAUCUGCGUUCCUUCAAAGUUCAAACCCAUUUUUUUAAUACACCUUUUAUAAGUCUCGUCUCUUGUUGAUGCUUGAGAAACACACAGACUCAAAUAUUGUUAACGGCGGGGAUUUCCCUACCCCAGAUAACUUUUCUGGAAUGUAUAAGCUCUUCAAAUCCAGCUAUGGAUAUCUCUUCUGGACCCUCAGAACCCAUUUCAGAACCCCUAAAACUCUCAUACCUCUUUCACAUCUCCACAGCGGUAACGAAAGUUUCGAUCCCAAUUCGAGACUGCGCUUCAUUGUCAAUGGGGUUGAGGAGCUUCAGUCUUCUAAACCCAUGUGCCGAAACACCCAAUCAUCGGCAAAUGCGGAUGGAACGUUUGAUCAAAUUGGACCCUUACGGCAGAAUGGAUCAUCAAUCCAGAUUUCGCAUCCCUGGCCCGAGUGGGUCGAUCUAAUGGAAGGCUUGUUGAAGAGAGGAUACUUCGCUGAUGAGAACCCUUUUGAAAACAUUAAUUUGGGUGUUAAGGAAGCGAAUGUAAUCCGAACUGCAUGCCUUAAUUUUGCAAGGGAUCAGUACAGUCUUGUGAGGAAUUUCUCAAGAAAAGAUAUCCAGGUAAUUGCAGGAUGUGGAUGCCCAAGCAUAGAUAGGAAAGUCGUUAAUUCAGGGAAGCGCUUAAGGGCACAUGUGGGCAUUGAUGAAGGAAAUGUUUGCAGCUCCUGCAAUUUGAGAGGAAAUUGUGAGAGAGCAUUUGUCAGGGCACGUGAAGAGGAAGGCGGAAGGACUGUAGAUGUCAUGCGUAUUUUACUGACGUAUGGUCUUGACCCUAUAACUGGUUCAGUGGAGAACAAGCCUUGUCAAAACAAAAUAGUUAAAGAAUCUGUAAGAAGACUGCUAAAAGAAAUGGUCAAUUCUUGUGCAGAGGAAGCAGAAACAGUUCUUCCCAAUGCGGCAUCCUUAAGAAUUAACACAUCGGUUCAAGAUCAUUUAAGUACGGGAGGCCACAUAAAAGUUCCAAUGAAGCAGGGAGAUUGGCGUUGUCCCAAAUGCGACUUCCUAAACUUUGCCAGAAAUAUCAAGUGCUUGCGUUGUGAUGGCUUAUUCCAAGAAAGACUGAAGCAACUACAUGAGGAUCAGGAUCAUUUGCCAUUGAAAAAGGGAGACUGGAUAUGCGACAAAUGCAACUUCCUGAAUUUUGCAAAGAACACAAGAUGUCUGCAAUGCAAAGAGAAGCCUCCAAAGCGGCCACUCAAUCCAGGGGAAUGGGAAUGUGAAUCGUGCAACUAUAUUAAUUUCAGACGCAACAUGGUGUGUUUGAAAUGUGAUCAUAAACGACCAAAGGCAUCAAAUGCUUCAAACACAUCAACCACAACAGACCAGGGGAACAAGGGAGGCUGUAUUAGCCAAGGUAGAUCUGCACGUUUUGGUAGUGGAAUUGAGGUUGAAUAUGAAAAUAAGCGGAUCACAGGUGCAGAUAAGUGGAGAUUUGUACAUGAAGAGAAUAGAGACCACAAUUACUUGAUGUCAUCAGAUGACGAUAUUAAGUCCAUUGAUUUUCCAAUUGCUGGAGGUAAGAGUUAUCUAUCGCGGAACCCAGAAAUGAAGGAAAAGUGGAAGUUGGAAAUGUCAGGGAGGAGUAAAACUCCUGGAAUGACAAGAGAAAAUGAUGAAUCUAGAUAUCCCAAAAGUCAGAGAAAGUUGGAAUUGCUUGAAUCCACUGAUGAUGAAAUGGCCGACUGGUUUAGGCCACAUAUAGAAGAACGAAUAUAAGAACCUUGUGUUUGUCUAGAAAAUAGUUUGGGAUUAAUGGUAGAUGAAAGUUAUGUAUUAAGAUUGCAUGAUGUUGAUCUCAGAAUAAUUCGUUAUCAAUACC
This is a messenger RNA of Rubroshorea leprosula, 2088 nucleotides long. The record is from the annotation of a GenBank genome assembly. Lineage: Eukaryota; Viridiplantae; Streptophyta; Magnoliopsida; Malvales; Dipterocarpaceae.